AUGGAUCAUGACCUGCUCGACAGCCUCCUGGACCUGGAGGAGCGGUUCUACAAAGAGGGCUACGAGCUGGGAGCCACGGACGGGAUACGGUCUGGCUACAGUGAGGGCAGCGUAUUCGCCGUGGAGAAAGGCUUCGAGAAGUUCCAGGAAAUAGGCAGGAUAUACGGCAAAGCUAUCGUCUGGACCAAAAGAUUGCCGGGAAACCAUGGUCUCCUCCUACAACCGCCAGCAACUUCGUCGGCAACAUCUCCUCCACCAAACACCAUCAGCAGAAUCUUUUCCUUCUCCAGCGAAGCACAGGGCCCUGGUCAGGAAAAUAAGGAAGUAGAUAUCCCCGAUUCCGGCAUCACAAACGCACGCAUCUCCCAAUUGCCCGCCUUGGCCCCACUACCCCGCAACUCCCGCCUCGAGAAGCACAUCGCCAGCCUCCUCUCUCUCGUCGACCCGCUGAGCCUCUCCUUGGAAAACUCGGAAGACGCCGUCGAGGGCUUUGACAAUCGGCUGAAAAAAGCGAUAGUGAAGGUUAAAUUGAUUGAGAGGAUACUGGGCGAGCAGGAUGCCUUCGACGGCUCAUCCGUUGACAACAAGAAUGCUCGGGAAGGAAAUCGCCCUGCCGACGGAGAUAACAUUGAAGAUUUCGGGACGUUGCCGGCGAGGAUGCAGCAGGUUAAGGAUUGA
Molecule: messenger RNA, 678 nt
Organism: Histoplasma capsulatum G186AR
Lineage: Eukaryota; Fungi; Ascomycota; Eurotiomycetes; Onygenales; Ajellomycetaceae
Product: ribosome biosynthesis protein LTO1
Exons: 1
Coding region: 1-678 (225 amino acids)
Source: RefSeq, a predicted model, not a curated record